Exophiala viscosa is the source of this 1215-nucleotide messenger RNA. RefSeq names its product arginase family-domain-containing protein. Gene Ontology annotation, molecular function: metal ion binding; agmatinase activity. The transcript has 2 exons. The record is from RefSeq and is a predicted model, not a curated record. Lineage: Eukaryota; Fungi; Ascomycota; Eurotiomycetes; Chaetothyriales; Herpotrichiellaceae. The coding region runs from base 1 to 1215 and encodes 404 amino acids.
AUGGCGCUAUUAAAAUCUGUUUGGAUCAUGUCGUUGCUGGGGUCAGUACAGGUGGGCAGUGUUUGGGGCAAGAUCAAUGUUGGGCCGAAUUUCGAAUAUCCUAUUGAAGACCUCGACUAUGAUCUCCCCUUCUCCAACAUUGUCACCUUCGCACAUCUACCUUGGGAACGAUGCUUCAACCUCAAACACGACAGUGCCUUUGACAUCGCCGUCCUUGGCUUCCCUUUCGAUACCACUGUCAGCGUCAAGCCCGGCGCAAGAUACGGACCACGAGGCAUCAGGUCUGGAAGUACGAAAGAAAAGCCCGGCCGGACAUACAACGUCAACUACGGGCUCGACUGGCAUCAGAACUGGGCAAGGAUAAUCGAUUGUGGUGACGUGCCUGUCACACCAUAUGAUAAUGCGCGGCAAAGAGACAACUUUCCCACAGACACUAUUGACUUAUUUGAACCAGACGCAUACAAACAAAUGGAACAAGGCUACCGCAUGCUCCUCCACAAGCCCGUCACCCAAACCUCCUCCAGCCCACCGUCCCUCGACAAAGUCACACACCCACGCCUCAUCUCCAUGGGUGGCGACCACUCGAUCAUGCUCCCGAUCUUGCGGUCUCUCAAAUCCGUCUACGGCCCCAUCUCCGUCAUCCACUUUGACUCGCACCUCGACUCGCUCAACCCGACAAAGGGCUACAGCGGCGUCGUGUCGGAACAAUCGCAAUUCACCCACGGCACAUUCUUCUGGCACGCCGCGCAAGAAGGUUGCAUCGCCAACAGCUCUGUGCACGGCGGCCUGCGCACCAAACUCUUCUCGCCGGCCGACUACGCCAACGACGCCGAGGUGGGCUUCUCGCUGAUCCACGCCCGCGACAUCGACGACAUCGGCGUGCAGGGCAUUAUCGACAAGAUCCGCGCGGCGGUCGGGGAGUCGAUGGCUUAUAUUUCCGUGGACAUUGAUGUUUUGGAUCCCAGUGCAGCGCCAGCUACGGGGGCGCCAGAGGCCGGCGGGUGGACGACGAGGGAGUUCAAGCGGAUUCUGGAGGGGAUCAAGGACCUGAAUGUGGUGGGAGCCGAUGUGGUCGAGGUGGCGCCGGAUUAUGAUACCAAUGCUGAGAUUACUUCGAUUGCCGCGGCGGAUAUCAUUGUGGAUGUCAUUUCCGCCAUGGUGGAGAAGGGGCCAUUGGGGGGUUCUUCUGGGAGCAGUGGGAGAGAUGAGCUGUGA